This is a messenger RNA of Trichogramma pretiosum, 1841 nucleotides long. It is a transcript of the gene Cbs, whose product is annotated as cystathionine beta-synthase. The coding region runs from base 195 to 1733 and encodes 512 amino acids. Gene Ontology annotation, cellular component: cytoplasm. The transcript is spliced from 4 exons. The record is from RefSeq and is a predicted model, not a curated record. Lineage: Eukaryota; Metazoa; Arthropoda; Insecta; Hymenoptera; Trichogrammatidae. Gene Ontology annotation, molecular function: cysteine synthase activity; cystathionine beta-synthase activity.
UGCCCGGCGAAUCUCAGUCGUGUCUCCAAACUCGCGCACGUAUCACCGUUUCGGCGUCGAAAAUUACAUCAGAAACGAAAACUUUUCCAUCGAACGGAGACCCAUCGAGUCGAGACGAGACGGUUCGAUUCCAGGGCGAAGAAGCUUCUGUACGUUAAAUAAUAAUUCCUCUUCGACUCGAGAGCCGAGGCAUCAUGCACAAAAACGUGGAAAAUGAACUCAUCAGGCCGGACGUACCGAGUCGCUGCACUUGGGUACCAAACGCCCUGGGCACGCCGCACACAAUGCGCCGCAAACAGGCGGACCGGAUGAAAGCUAUGCCAAACAUCCUUCACAGUAUAGGUCAAACACCUCUGGUCAAGCUCAAUAGCAUUACCAAGUAUUAUGGUAUCAAGUGCGAAGUCUUGGCCAAGUGCGAGUUCAUGAAUCCCGGUGGCUCGGUCAAGGACCGAAUCGGCUACCGCAUGGUGCAGGACGCCGAGACCAGGGGCCUGCUCAAGCCCGGCUGCACCAUCAUCGAGCCGACGAGCGGCAACACGGGCAUCGGCCUGGCCAUGGCCGCCGCCGUCAAGGGCUACCGCUGCAUCAUCGUCAUGCCCCAGAAGAUGUCCAACGAGAAGGUGUACACGCUGCAGGCCCUGGGCGCCGAGAUCGUGCGCACACCCACCGAGGCCGCCUGGAACAGCUACGAGGGCCACAUCGCCACCUCCCAGCGGCUCCAGAAGAAGAUCCCCAACAGCGUGAUCCUGGACCAGUACACGAAUCCGGGCAAUCCGUUGGCCCACUUCGAUCAGACGGGGGAGGAGAUCUGGGAGCAGUGCGACGGCAAGAUCGACUACCUGGUGGCCGGGGCUGGAACCGGUGGCACCAUCACCGGCAUCGGUCGCAAGAUCAAGGAGCUGUCGCCCAACACGGUGGUCGUCGGCGUCGACCCGGAGGGCAGCAUACUCGCCGAGCCGGCGGAACUCAACCAAUCGGACAAUCCCUACGACGUCGAGGGAAUCGGCUACGAUUUUAUCCCGACCGUGCUGGAUCGAUCCAUCAUCGACAGAUGGAUCAAGACCAAGGAUCUGGAGUCCUUCCACGCCGCGAGAAAGCUCAUCAGGCAGGAAGGAAUGCUGUGCGGUGGAAGCAGCGGAUCGGCCCUGGCGGCUGCCUUGAAGGUGGCCAAGGACCUGCCCGAGGACAAACGAGUCGUCGUUGUGCUGCCCGACGGAAUCCGUAAUUACUUGACCAAGUUCGUCUCCGACUCCUGGAUGGAAUCGAGGGGUUACUUGGACACUCCACCAGCUACUAAAAAGAACGAAUGGUGGUGGAAUUUGACCGUGAGGGCUCUGCUGGUCGAAGUUACCAAGCCUCUCCACUAUCCCAUAGAACUCCCAACUACUUGUAGAAGAGUCUGCGACUUUCUUCGCAUACGCAAAUUGGCACAGACCGCCAUAAUCAACGAGGAAGGCAAGCUCAGAGGUAUCGCCGUUCUCAACGAUGUCCAGAACGCCCUCAUUGCUGGCGAUGUGCAGCCGUACGAGGACAUCGACAAAGUUCUCACCAAGCAGUACAGAACAGUUACGCUGACGAUGCCGCUCGGCAAAUUGAGUCGAAUGCUGAAAACGGAGCAUUACGCGGCUGUCGUGGACGAAGAGACGAAAAAGUUUUUGGGAAUUGUGACGCCGAACGAACUUUACAAAAUGACCACACCGGAUUAUUCAACAAGUACUGAACUUGACGCUUGAAUUUUUUAAUUGUGUAUGAAUUUUAAUAUGACGAAUGAUGAUAGAAUAUUACACGUUUGUAAAAUAAGACUUAAAUUUUAAUAAAGCAUACUUUGUUUUAAUAAUAAA